AUGUGGGCGGAAGAGGUGACCACAGUGGAAACCAAACGACUACACCGGCAGACGAAGGCCAUCUACCAAGACAACAAGCUGGAGGCUCAAGCCAUAGAACAUGCCUUCAGAAAGCACCUCGACGAUGGGUUGAUAAACAACCCAAUAACAAAGAACCUAAAUCCGAGUGCCGAAUGGGAUAUCCUCAACGCUGUCAUCACAGAAACCUGCAGCAAGACCCUCGGCCAGAUCGAAAGAAAACACCAGGAUUGGUUUGGUGAAAAUAUCCAGGAAAUCGACGUAUUCGUCAAUGCACCACUGGUGGCCGUGUACGCUGUGCGGGGACAGACUGCUCAACUACCGUGUAACUUGACCACAGCCCCUGAGGAUCCCGUCAUACUGGUCCUCUGGUACAAGAAUGGCACAAAGACCCCGGUGUUCAGUGUGGAUUCUAGAACGCGGGGGCACCACCAGCAGGAGGGGAGCGGCAGCAUGAGAGCGUCUGACGCCUUCGGGGGUCGUGCCACCUUCCAGGAGCAUCGGCGGUGGAGCUGGGCGCUGGUGGUGAGGGAGGUGGAGUUUAGCGACCAGGGCGAAUACCGCUGUCGCCUUGACUUCCAGUCCUCACCCACACACAACGCCAGGGUCCUUCUUCAUGUUGUGGACCUGCCUCGCCAUUUACGCAUCUACAGUUCCGGGGGCGCACUCGUAGAGGAUGUGGCGUCUGUAGAAGAGAACCACCCGCUAACUCUCUCCUGUAGAGCUGCGGGAGGUGAGCCGCUGCCCAACGUUACCUGGUGGUCGGGGUCAACGCUGCUAGACUCUGAGGUGGAGGAACGGCAGGAGGGCAUCACAUCACUGGCCACACCCUCUACCACGCCUGCCGCGCCCUACGUGACCAACACCCUGCAUGUAGCGGCCGUCACGCGCGCCCACCUCACCCAUAACCUAACCUGCACGGCGGCCAACACACCUGCUCUCCCCCCGCUAAGUGCCUCUGUCCUCCUCCAAGAGACAGACUCUGAGCUGGAAGUGACGCUCACCAAGCCUGGGAUGAAGCUGUCAGGAGGUCGCCAGUAUGACAUAAGGUGUGAAGCUUCAGGAGUCAGACCCCCACCUGUCCUUACCUGGUGGCUCAGAGGACAACACCUCACCCAUAACAUCCAUGUGCAGACUCUGGGGCUAGACUCCACAGUUUCUCUGAUGCGUCUGCUGGCUACUGCUGGCGACGACGGAGGUCUGCUAGAGUGCCGCGCCGCCGCACCCACACUGCCGCACCUCACUGCCACAGACUCUAUCAGACUCACCGUUCACUAUGUCCCAGAGGCGAGCAUCAGCAUCGAGGGCGGAGGUGGCCAGGGGCGGGCGACCAGCAAGGUGGGCGGUGUAGGAGGCGUGGGCGGCCUACGGGCAGGUGACUCUGCCACCCUCACGUGUGCCGCCCGCGCCAACCCACCAGCCUACAAUUUCACCUUCCUGUUCAAUGGUCGUCCUCUACAUCGAGCUAACAUCGUGGAGAGUAAACCUACCCUCACGUUACUGCAGCUGGACUAUAGGGACGGAGGCCUGUACACCUGCCUAGCCUCCAACUCUGAGGGUGAUGGACAGAGCAACGCCGUUGGUCUACAUAUUGACUAUGCCCCGGUGUGUGAGUGGGAAGGAGCGAGGGAGGUGUUGGCGGUGGUGGGGGAGAAGGUGGAGAUAGAGUGUCGUGUGAGAGCCUCUCCCCCACAAGUCACCUACACCUGGGAGAGUGUCACCUACACCUCCAACAUGGACCAGAUACGGUCGCCACUACACCACGGAGACGAAGGGUUGACGUCCGUUGGUUGGGCCGUGGCUGACAACACUACCAGCGGGACUCAACGGGCCGAGUGUCAGCCCAGCAACGAGGUGGGGCCAGCUGACAGACCUUGCCUCUUCACCAUCCUCCUCGUCGAUGAACCGAGUGAGUUGAUUGGCUGUUUCUACCACGACGUCACUACAGACUCUGCUGGUGUCACGUGUUCUCCUGACGUCACCACGAGUCAACUCAAACAGACCUAUCAUAUUGAGGUGCGGGAGGGGUCGGUGGUGGUAGCGGCGUACAACAACACAGAGCCCAGGUUCAACCUCACCUCACUGGCGCCAGGACGAGACUACGUGCUGGCCAUGUUCGCCAGCCACGCCAAGGGCCGCGGCCACCAGACCACCUUGUUGAUGAAGACCCACACACCCAAGGCGGAGCAGGUGGCACCUGAGAGGGUGUCCGUCAACUCAGUGAAAACUCCGAGCGAGGAAACCCCGCCACCCACGGAGUCUCCACGCAACAACGGAGGUACGCCCGUGAGUGUGGUCGUCUCUGGCGUAGUUGUGGGCGUGGUGGUGGGCGUAGCAGUGGUGGUAGCGGGCGUGGUGACCUGUAGGGCUCGUCGUUCUCAGAGUUCGUCCCCCGGCAAAGCUCACCAGUACCACAAUGCCUCAAGGAACUCGCUACUGGAGCUGCCUCAGAGUGCAGUGUACCAGUCUUGUACUAGUCAUCUGUCUCACGACCUGCUGACGACGUUCGCGCCGGGACCCGUGGUAGUGACGCAGGUGACGUCAGCCAGGUCCUCCAAGAGACCUUCUCCACUCCUACGGAAAUCCUCCACCCGCAGCGCUCCUGGGGGAACCUCUCCCAGGGGGAUGCGCCCCAGAAGCGCCUCUUGCCGCGGGGGUCCUGUACACGUAGUGGAGGUGGAGGCUGAUGACAUCACCACCCCCAGAGUAGAGAUUCAGUCCCCCACCAGGAUGUCGCGUCUCAGUUUGCAGGCUGAGGCGUUCAAGCUCCGCCGCGAGUCUCCUCCGCGUUUGUCUAUUCAUCGUGAACCCCUGCAGCAGAAACAGCCAGAACCCCAGGCUGACCCACUUCAUCAUCCUCUUGCGAGUCCUCAGGGGGAAGUCCAUCCUGACCCUCCCCAGCUCCACGCUACGUCCCAAGUUCAUCUGUCACCCCAGUCAUUCUCAGUAGCACCCCAACAUGUUCAUCCCUCGACACAGUCACGCCUCUCACCCCAGCCUUACGAUGCCGUCACCCAACAGCAUCUUCACCCCCAGGUUCACACUGUCACUCUCCCUCACACUAUACCACAGAUAACACUCACUCCUCAAGCUCACACUGCCACUCUGCCCCAGAACACAUCCCAGGGUGUCCCGACCUCACAGUCCCACACUGGUGACGUUGCUCAUACUUCCUCCCAUUUGCAUACGUCAACGCUGCCACGUCCUGGCCUUCAGAAGUACGGUGGUGCGCCUAAACGCUCAGACUCCCCGGGUCGGUCAUCGCCCGUAACCCGUACCGGCACUCCUCCCCACAACGCCGGCAUCGCGCAAAUCACCUCCACUCUCCCUCGUAAUUCCACCCUCCUACAUACUGACUCCCUCCCACACAUCAAUCCUAUUCCACACACUGCCACUCUCCCACACACGGCGACACACUCACACCCACGUACACACGGGGGGACACACACACACACGGGUACACGUCCCUACACGGGUACACUGUCGCGUCUGGCAUCUCAGGUUCACUCUCCUGCUCAAGAUUACUCAUCCUUGCAGCAGCAGUCUCAUCUCCCCUCCCAGCACCUCCCAGGGCACCACCUUCCCCAGUCCCCCACGGGAGACCCCCAGGUGGACCAAUCCCCCCACCUCUCCCCCCACCCUCAUAUGGAAGCACCACCUACAAUACAUUGUAGCUCACCUGAACGUGCUUCAAUAAAACUUUAUCCAACUUUUCGGUAG
Molecule: messenger RNA, 3738 nt
Organism: Homarus americanus (American lobster)
Lineage: Eukaryota; Metazoa; Arthropoda; Malacostraca; Decapoda; Nephropidae
Exons: 16
Coding region: 1-3738 (1245 amino acids)
Molecular function (GO): protein binding
Source: RefSeq, a predicted model, not a curated record